CAGUUCUAGCGUUUACAGCAAGGUUCGUAGGCAUGGGCGAGCACCAAGUUGGAUUAGAGACUCUCGGAAAAGCCAUAGAACUUGGUCACUCUUCUUCGGAGCACGGAUUCAUACAGCUUGCUUCCGCGGUCCUGCGCUGCAGUGCCGGGGAUGGAAAAUCCUACCACGCGACUGCCGGCAUAGUAGCCCGACUCUUAGAACUCGGUGUGUCUCUUGACACCCAACUCUACAAUAUCAUCAUUCACAACGCCGUUGAAGCCCGAGACUACCAGACCGCCUGGCGCAUCUACGACCUCCUAGAGUCAGGUGAAGCUGGUGUGAAGCCCGAUGGCUAUACCCUUGGCAUCCUUCUUUGGGGACUCAAACAUGACGAGAAUCCAUCCAAGCAUCAAGACUUUGCGGAUUUCUGUGCGGAACGUGCAUACGAGUGGAAAGACAAGUGGCUCGCAACCGAAUACCUACACUACAUGUACGUCUGCUAUGAAGGAGACGGCGCUCAAGACACUAUCCGCAUUCUCCGGAGCAAAUACAGCCACUUCUUCGACCUCCAACCGCUCAUCGACCUGAACAUAUUCCCACGCGGCGUCCCCUCUCAGCCGGGCUGUAUGCCGCCCUCUCUACCUGCUCUCUUCAUCAUGAUCACCUCCUACCUUCAUUCCUCGCAGCAGCUCAACGACGGCAGCAUCUACGACCUGUACAUUCGAUUCCGAGCCCUCGUCUGCGCCGGCCACCCCAUCAUCGGCCCCCUCGCCGAAACAACCCAGACCCACAACGCCUUCCUCCUCGCCUUCUGCGACCGCCCGACUCUCAUCAAAUUCGCGCCUAUGAUCAUCCGCGACAUGGCCUCCGAACUCCCCGGCUCCGCCAGACAUGCCACCGAGAACCGCCCUCUCAGACAAGCCGCCCCGAACGCAAUCACCUGGAACAUUUUCAGCCACGGCUUCGUGAAAGCCGGCCAGAUGGCCGCCGCGGAGAAGGUCGUCGAGCUCAUGCGCAAGCGCAACAUAGAGUCAAAUGAGAUCACGUGGGGGACGCUGUUGAAUGGGUACGCGGCGGCGCAGAAUGUGGAGAAGGUCGCGGAGGUGUAUGGGAAGAUGAAGCGGAUGCCGGUGGAGCUGCGGGCGAAGGCACCGGAGCUGGAGGCUGGGUAUACGAUGACGGCGUUGGGAAAGAUUAGGAAUCGAGCGGAGUUGAUUAGGGCGCUGAGGGGGGAGGUGGAGAAGGAUGGGGAUGAGGGGGUGGUGGAAGAUGACUGGAGCUCUGCGUCGCCGAUGUUUCAUCCUACCGGGCGUGGAGAGUCGAGUGGGGAUAGGAAGGAUGCCCUGGUGGACGAUGUCCGUCGACCCGAAUAUGAUGGACAUUAUGGCGAGAUACAUGAUGCUGUAUCUGGUUGGGUCAAGACGUAACAGGGGCCUUUUAGGAAUACAGGUUGAUAAGAACCCAGCCUGCGGAAAUGCUCUUGGAAUAGUCGAGUAUAUAUCACAUACCCCCUUCGUGUAUCUCACUGUACAGUACGCCUCUUUUUCUCUAUUGCACAUUUUGUAGACAUAGCGUGGAAGCUAUUGCAUAUACCAUUCUGUAAGAACAGAUAGUCGAAUGUUAUGCAUAUCAGACUCUCAC
Molecule: messenger RNA, 1620 nt
Organism: Mytilinidion resinicola
Lineage: Eukaryota; Fungi; Ascomycota; Dothideomycetes; Mytilinidiales; Mytilinidiaceae
Exons: 1
Coding region: 33-1406 (457 amino acids)
Molecular function (GO): protein binding
Source: RefSeq, a predicted model, not a curated record